CUCUCUCCUCCAGCAGCCGCCGGGCUUUCUCUGCUUCAGCCUCUCUCCUCUUCACCAUGGAUCUGUGGACUAAAAGAGUCGCUUGGAUUAUCGCUCAGGUCGCUUUGCUUCUCUUCAGUCUGGACAGGACAGCAGGAGAAGAGGCGUGUGACAGCGCGUUGGUGUCCAAUCUGCCACCAUCGUCCUUCAGAAGCUCCUCCCAGCUGUCCAGCAGUCACGCUCCAGGCUUCGCCAAACUCAACAGAAGAGAAGGAGCUGGAGGCUGGUCUCCUCUCACCUCAGACCGUUAUCAGUGGUUGGAGGUCGACCUGGGCGAGCGCACAAAGAUCACUGCUGUGGCCACUCAGGGACGCUACGGCAGCUCUGAUUGGCUGUCGUCGUACCUCCUGAUGUUCAGCGACACGGGACACAACUGGAAACAGUACAGACAGGAGGACAGCAUCGGGUAUUUUCCAGGUAACAGUAAUGCCGACAGCGUGGUUCAGUACAAACUGCAGCAGGCGGUGAUUGCUCGCUUCCUCCGCCUCAUCCCUCUGGACUGGAACCCCAGCGGGAGGAUCGGGCUGCGGCUGGAGGCCUACGGAUGUCCUUACACCUCUGAUGUUGUGAGUCUGGACGGUGCCAGCAGCAGUCUGGUGUUCAGGUUGAGCCUGGGGCUGAGGCAGACGCCCAGAGAUGCCGUGUCUCUCAAAUUUAAAACCCUGAGGAAUUCUGGGUCGCUGCUGCACCUGGAGGGAGAAGGAGGACUCGGCCUCAGUCUGGAGUUAGAGAGAGGAAAGCUGCUGCUGCUCAGAACAGGUAGGACUCCAUCCUCUGAACCCCGGCGUCUCGCCUCCCUCGGCAGCCUGUUAGAUGAUCAGCACUGGCACCAUUUGGCGUUUGAGCGGCGCGGCUCUCACCUCAACCUCACUGUGGACAAACACACAGAGAGGGUUCAAAUCCAUGCAGAGUUCAAUCACUGGGACAUCAAACAGUUGAGUGUAGGUGUAGUCCAGGACCAUGGAUCUCAGAAACCAGUCACCUCCAGGAGGAACUUCUACGGCUGCCUGGAGAACAUCCGGUACAACGGUCGCAACUUAAUAGACCUAGCUAAACACAAGGACCAUCAAGUUACAGUUGUGGGCAAUGUGACCUUUUCUUGUGCUGAGCCAGUCUCAGUUGCCGUGACGUUCCCUGGACCACAGAGCUUCCUACAGCUGCCGGCGGCGACAGCGUCCUCCUCUGGAGGCUUGUCUGUGGGGUUUCAGUUCAGGACGUGGAACAAGGCGGGGCUCCUGCUCACCUUUGACCUGCCUCAGGAAGGAGGCGUGGUCUGGCUGCACCUCAGUGAGGCUAAACUCCGCCUGCAGGUCCAUAAAGCUGGCAGGGUGCUGCUGGAGCUCAGUGCAGGUUCUGCUCUGAAUGAUGGUCAGUGGCAUUCUGUGGAUCUGAUCUCCAGACGAGGUCGUCUGACAAUUGCUGUGGAUAAAGAUGAAGGAGGUGUCGCUCAUGCCAGUUACUCCAUCACUGCAGGAAGUAAACUCUUCUUUGGUGGUUGUCCAGCAGAAGAAGACAGCCAGGACUGUAAAAAUCCCUUCAGCAUCUUCCAAGGCUGCAUGCGUCUCCUCAGUGUGGACAACCAGCCAGUGGACCUGAUCACAGUACAGCAAAGACUUCUGGGAAAUUACAGUCAACUCCAGAUCGACAUGUGUGGCAUCAUUGACAGGUGUUCUCCCAGUCGCUGCGAGCACGGCGGUCUGUGCAGUCAGUCCUGGACCGUGUUUCACUGUAACUGCUCUGACAGCGGGUACAACGGAGCCACCUGUCACAGCUCUGUGUACGAGCAGUCCUGCGAGGCGUACAAACACAACGGCAACACGUCGGGAUACUUUUACAUCGAUGUGGACGGGAGCGGACCGAUCAAACCACAGCUGGUCUACUGCAACAUGACAGAGGAGAACACCUGGAUGGUGAUCCAUCACAACAACACAGACCUGACCAGAGUCCGAGCGUCUCCAGGAGUAAACCAGCACUCAGUUCACUUUGACUACUCGACCAAGGAGGAGCAGCUGUCAGCAGCCAUCAGCCAAUCAGAGCACUGUGAACAGGAGCUGACCUACCACUGCAGGAAGUCCCGCCUCCUCAACACUCCAGAGGGCUCUCCGUUCAGCUGGUGGUUUGGAGGUCCUGGUCCUGGAACUCCACAGACUUACUGGGGUGGGGCCCAGCCAGGCAGCCAGCAGUGUGCCUGCGGCCUGCAGGGUGACUGUGUGGACCCUCAACACUACUGCAACUGUGACGCAGACCGCGUGGAGUGGACUGAGGACUCUGGACUACUGACCCACAAAGAGAGCCUCCCUGUCAGGUCUCUGGUGCUGGGGGACGUCCAAAGGUCGGGGUCAGAGGCUGCAUACAGGGUGGGGCCACUCCGUUGUCAUGGAGACAGGAAUUUCUGGAACGCUGCAUUCUUCGACAAAGAGACGUCGUACCUCCACUUCCCCACCUUCCACGCCGAGCUGAGCGCAGAUAUCUCCUUCCUUUUUAAAACCACGGCAGCCUCCGGUGUGUUCCUGGAAAACCUGGGCAUCAAAGACUUCAUCCGCAUCGAACUGAGCUCCUCCUCUCAGGUAGUUUUCUCCUUUGACGUGGGUAACGGGCCGCUGGAGGUCCGCGUGGAGUCGAGCGUGCCGCUGAACGACGACAGGUGGCAUCGAGUCAGAGCUGAGCGGAACGUCAAGGAGGCGUCGCUACGAUUGGAUGGACUUCCUGUCGCCACGCAGAAAGCUCCUGCAGACGGACACUUCCACCUGCAGCUUAACAGCCAGCUGUUCAUAGGAGGCACGGCGUCAAGGCAGAAGGGCUUUCGAGGAUGUAUUCGCUCCCUGCAGCUGAACGGCGUCACUCUGGACCUCGAGGAGAGGGCAAAGAUCACACCCGGGGUUCGAGCAGGCUGCCCCGGUCACUGCAGCAGCUACGGAUCGUUCUGCCAGAACCAGGGCCGCUGUGUGGAGAGAGUCAACGGUUUCCACUGUGACUGCAGCCUGUCAGCGUACACUGGAGUCUUCUGCAAUACAGAGCUUUCAGCCAGCUUCAAACCAGAGACGUCCGUCAGCUACACUUUCAAGGAGCUUUAUGAGCUCAGAGGAAACAGCAGCGCUCUGCCGUCCUCCAUCUACUCUGACACGACGCUGAGAGGAGAGAACGUCUCUCUGAGCUUCAGGACCAGCCAGAGUCCGGCUCUGCUGUUCUACGUCAGCUCGUACUACAGAGAGUACCUGGCCCUGAUCAUAAACAAGCAUGACAUGCUGGAGGUGCGGUACAAGCUGGACAGCAGCAGAGAGGCCGAGGUGUUGAGGAGUGGAGUGAGGAGUCUGGCUGACGGACAGCUUCACACCGUUUCCAUCAGGAGGCUGACCGACUCUGUAUCCGUGCAGAUUGAUGAGAACCCAAGAGAAGAAUUUAACCUGACGUCUGACGGUGAAUUUAACGCCAUCAAGUCUCUGGUGUUGGGCAGAGUGCACGACUCUGAUGAUCUGGAUCCAGACCUGGCUCGCGUGGCGUCUCUUGGUUUCUCCGGCUGUCUCUCUGUGGUUCAUUUUAACUCCAUCAGUCCCCUGAAAGCCGCUCUGCUCCACCCAAACACCAGCCCUGUCUCUGUCAGCGGACCUUUAGUCCAGUCUAACUGUGGCUCCUCGGCUUCAGCCAAUCCCUACGCAGCAGAGAACACGCACCACCUGUCAGAUCAGUCGGGUUCAGUGGGUUCAGGUGAACCGUUAGUCAAUGCCAUGAGAACCGACUCUGCUCUGAUCGGAGGUGUCAUAGCAGUGGUCAUCUUUGUGAUCGUGAGCGGCCUGGCCAUAACCGCCAGAUUCCUCUACAGGAGAAAAGAGACUUAUCGAAACCAGGAAGUGAAGGGGGUCAAACAGGACGACAGUCAGGAUUUCUCUUUCAACAACCAGACGGACUCCCAGAACGUCUCCUGUGAAAACCCAAAGGAGUAUUUCAUUUAACUGGAGGAGGGGUGAGCUGAUAGACUGGUGUGUUUUAAAGCAGAGGUUGCAGGAGGAGGGGGGUCCUGCAUCGCUUCAGGACUUUACGCUGCACUCAGAGCCAAUCAGAGACUUCGUUGGAGGUUGUGGCUCCACAGAUAAAGGGAGCAAAAACAAGAACACUUUAUUUUGAUGUAUAUAGUGUUUAUACUGGUAAAAAGGUGUUGAUAUGCUUGUUUGAAAAUGUGUAAAUAUAAGUGUAAAUGUGGAAAUAAUGUCUACAGCAAACUCUAAUUCAUGCCAUACUCAAAGGUUUCUGUUUUUUGUGGAAUCAAAUCUUGUUUUCUGGAUUAAUUCAGAGUAUUCAAAGACAACUUUAUUCCUUUAUUAGACUGGUUGUGUCGUGUGUUGGAUUGUGGCUGGAUUUAUUUGUCAGAUGCACUUUUUUAUGAGGAGGAUGAAUGGACCUGUCAUCACGACCUGAAGAAGAAUACUUCUCUAAUUGCCAGUAUUUUGUGGUUUGUUCAUGAUCCUUUUGUAUUGUGUGUAGUGCUU
Molecule: messenger RNA, 4523 nt
Organism: Cheilinus undulatus (humphead wrasse)
Lineage: Eukaryota; Metazoa; Chordata; Actinopteri; Labriformes; Labridae
Product: contactin-associated protein-like 4
Exons: 24
Coding region: 57-3989 (1310 amino acids)
Source: RefSeq, a predicted model, not a curated record